AUGUCUUCGACAAUCCCCCCAGACCAGCUCGUCCUGGCCCGCGAGACGGUCCGCCCGAACCUCGUCAAGAGCCUCAUGCUCCAAAACCGCCUCGCCCACUCCUUUGGCCUGCGCGUCGCCUUCUCCACCGAGAUGCCCCUCGUCGCCAAGCGCGCGGGGUACUCCGCCGUGCUCAUGAACCUCGAGCACAUGGCCAUGAGCAUGGAGACGAUGAAGGACAUUGCCGUGUCGUGUCUGAACGUGGGAAUCACCCCGACGGUGGUCGUCCCAACGUGCUCCCAAGAAUGGAUCUCGCGCUGCCUCGACUCCGGCGCCCAGGCCGUCAUCGUCCCGCACGUCAACAACGUGGAACAGGCAAAGAUGUGCGUCGAUGCGUCAAAGUUUCCUCCACUGGGUCACCGCUCGGUCACAAUGGUCACCGCAAUGACCCAGUACACCACCCAGCUAUCCUACGCGGCCAUCGCCGAGGUCGUCAACGAUGAGGUGCUGAUCAUGCCAAUGAUCGAAACCAAAGAGGGCGUUGAGAACGUAGAGGCAAUCACCGCGGUACCCGGCAUCGACGCACUCUUCAUCGGAUGUGCAGACCUUUGCAUGGAACUAGGUAUUCCCGGCCAAUACGACUCGGAGCUGUUCCAUUCGACCGUGGCCAAGAUUGCAGGCGCGGCGGAGAAGGCGAGCGUAGAUGGCCGCAGGGUGUAUGUCGGACUUGGGGGGUUGGAACCGAGGCCAGACCUGCUUGAAGAAUUUGCGAAGCGACACUCUCCUGUUCGAUUCGCCAUGGCAGGCCGCGACUUGGCUCUGCUGCUGGCUGGCAUGUCCAAACAAGCGGCGUCAAUGAAUGACAUCUCGACAAGGCUUCAGUAA
Molecule: messenger RNA, 864 nt
Organism: Colletotrichum higginsianum IMI 349063
Lineage: Eukaryota; Fungi; Ascomycota; Sordariomycetes; Glomerellales; Glomerellaceae
Product: HpcH/HpaI aldolase
Exons: 6
Coding region: 1-864 (287 amino acids)
Cellular component (GO): cytoplasm
Molecular function (GO): aldehyde-lyase activity
Source: RefSeq, a predicted model, not a curated record